Messenger RNA from Homo sapiens (human), 1837 nucleotides. It is a transcript of the gene PRSS8, whose product is annotated as serine protease 8. Gene Ontology annotation, cellular component: plasma membrane; extracellular region. NCBI's taxonomy places the organism in Eukaryota, Metazoa, Chordata, Mammalia, Primates, Hominidae. The coding region runs from base 230 to 1261 and encodes 343 amino acids. The record is from RefSeq and is marked reviewed. Gene Ontology annotation, biological process: proteolysis. Gene Ontology annotation, molecular function: serine-type endopeptidase activity. The transcript is spliced from 6 exons.
AGACGGUGCUGGUGACUCGUCCACACUGCUCGCUUCGGAUACUCCAGGCGUCUCCCGUUGCGGCCGCUCCCUGCCUUAGAGGCCAGCCUUGGACACUUGCUGCCCCUUUCCAGCCCGGAUUCUGGGAUCCUUCCCUCUGAGCCAACAUCUGGGUCCUGCCUUCGACACCACCCCAAGGCUUCCUACCUUGCGUGCCUGGAGUCUGCCCCAGGGGCCCUUGUCCUGGGCCAUGGCCCAGAAGGGGGUCCUGGGGCCUGGGCAGCUGGGGGCUGUGGCCAUUCUGCUCUAUCUUGGAUUACUCCGGUCGGGGACAGGAGCGGAAGGGGCAGAAGCUCCCUGCGGUGUGGCCCCCCAAGCACGCAUCACAGGUGGCAGCAGUGCAGUCGCCGGUCAGUGGCCCUGGCAGGUCAGCAUCACCUAUGAAGGCGUCCAUGUGUGUGGUGGCUCUCUCGUGUCUGAGCAGUGGGUGCUGUCAGCUGCUCACUGCUUCCCCAGCGAGCACCACAAGGAAGCCUAUGAGGUCAAGCUGGGGGCCCACCAGCUAGACUCCUACUCCGAGGACGCCAAGGUCAGCACCCUGAAGGACAUCAUCCCCCACCCCAGCUACCUCCAGGAGGGCUCCCAGGGCGACAUUGCACUCCUCCAACUCAGCAGACCCAUCACCUUCUCCCGCUACAUCCGGCCCAUCUGCCUCCCUGCAGCCAACGCCUCCUUCCCCAACGGCCUCCACUGCACUGUCACUGGCUGGGGUCAUGUGGCCCCCUCAGUGAGCCUCCUGACGCCCAAGCCACUGCAGCAACUCGAGGUGCCUCUGAUCAGUCGUGAGACGUGUAACUGCCUGUACAACAUCGACGCCAAGCCUGAGGAGCCGCACUUUGUCCAAGAGGACAUGGUGUGUGCUGGCUAUGUGGAGGGGGGCAAGGACGCCUGCCAGGGUGACUCUGGGGGCCCACUCUCCUGCCCUGUGGAGGGUCUCUGGUACCUGACGGGCAUUGUGAGCUGGGGAGAUGCCUGUGGGGCCCGCAACAGGCCUGGUGUGUACACUCUGGCCUCCAGCUAUGCCUCCUGGAUCCAAAGCAAGGUGACAGAACUCCAGCCUCGUGUGGUGCCCCAAACCCAGGAGUCCCAGCCCGACAGCAACCUCUGUGGCAGCCACCUGGCCUUCAGCUCUGCCCCAGCCCAGGGCUUGCUGAGGCCCAUCCUUUUCCUGCCUCUGGGCCUGGCUCUGGGCCUCCUCUCCCCAUGGCUCAGCGAGCACUGAGCUGGCCCUACUUCCAGGAUGGAUGCAUCACACUCAAGGACAGGAGCCUGGUCCUUCCCUGAUGGCCUUUGGACCCAGGGCCUGACUUGAGCCACUCCUUCCUUCAGGACUCUGCGGGAGGCUGGGGCCCCAUCUUGAUCUUUGAGCCCAUUCUUCUGGGUGUGCUUUUUGGGACCAUCACUGAGAGUCAGGAGUUUUACUGCCUGUAGCAAUGGCCAGAGCCUCUGGCCCCUCACCCACCAUGGACCAGCCCAUUGGCCGAGCUCCUGGGGAGCUCCUGGGACCCUUGGCUAUGAAAAUGAGCCCUGGCUCCCACCUGUUUCUGGAAGACUGCUCCCGGCCCGCCUGCCCAGACUGAUGAGCACAUCUCUCUGCCCUCUCCCUGUGUUCUGGGCUGGGGCCACCUUUGUGCAGCUUCGAGGACAGGAAAGGCCCCAAUCUUGCCCACUGGCCGCUGAGCGCCCCCGAGCCCUGACUCCUGGACUCCGGAGGACUGAGCCCCCACCGGAACUGGGCUGGCGCUUGGAUCUGGGGUGGGAGUAACAGGGCAGAAAUGAUUAAAAUGUUUGAGCACAA